AGCGUCCCCGUCGCUGAUUGGCUGCCGGUUGUGCAACAGGAGGCGUAUCCAGCGAGCGGUGUGAAGUAGAGAGUCUCCCCCGCCGGACCGAGUCAUUCUUGGGUAACAGAGUGCAGGGUUGAGAUCGACGUCCCGUGUUGUGAUCUCAAGAUGCAGAGCUGCGCAAGGUCCUGGGGGGCACUCCUCGCCCGGGCGGGGGGCCCCCUCUCUCCCUGCAGACAUCUCAGUGCCAAGACCCGCUUAGUUGGGAAACUUCCUUGCGGGGUCGCGACCCGCCAGGCGGGCGGACCAACGGUCCGGUGUCUAGGGACCCCCGCAGUCCAGUGCCUCGGGACCUCCGUUGUCCGGUGUCUUGGGACCUCCGCGGGCCGGUCCUCCCGGCAGAUUGAUAGGAUGCUGCCCCGGCACGACGACUUCGCCGAGAGGCACAUCGGCCCAGGUGAGAGGGAGAAGAGGGAGAUGCUGGACGCGCUGGGGCUGGAGUCGAUCUCCCAGUUGAUCGAAAACACAAUCCCUGAAGCCAUCCGGAUGUCGAGGAGUAUGAAGAUGGACGAUCCACUUUGUGAGAACGAGGUCUUGGACUUUCUGCAGAAGAUCGCGUCCCAGAACCAGAUCUGGCGGUCCUACAUCGGGAUGGGCUACUAUAACUGCUCGGUCCCCCCGCCCAUCCAGAGGAACCUCCUGGAGAACUCAGGCUGGGUAACCCAGUACACACCCUACCAGCCAGAGGUGUCCCAGGGGCGUCUGGAGUCGCUGCUGAACUACCAGACCAUGAUCUGUGACCUCACAGGGCUGGCCGUGGCCAACGCCUCGCUGCUGGACGAGGCCACCGCCGCCGCAGAGGCCAUGCAGCUCUGCCACAGACAGAACAAGAGGAGGACCUUCUACGUGGACCCGCGCUGCCAUCCGCAGACCAUCGCUGUGGUGCAGACACGAGCAAACUACAUCGGGGUGCAGACCGUGCUCAAGCUGCCCCACGAGAUGGACUUCAGCGGGAAGGACGUGAGCGGGGUGCUGUUCCAGUACCCCGACACGGACGGCCGGGUGGAGGACUUCAGCGCCCUGGUGGACCGCGCUCACAAGGGAGGGGCCCUGGCGUGUUGCGCCACGGACCUGAUGGCGCUGUGCGUGCUGCGCCCCCCCGGGGAGUUUGGCGUGGACAUCGCCCUGGGGAGCUCGCAGAGGUUCGGGGUGCCCCUCUGCUACGGGGGUCCCCACGCUGCCUUCUUCUCCGUCAAGGACAGCCUGGUGCGCAUGAUGCCCGGCCGCAUGGUGGGCGUGACCCGAGACGCGGCUGGGAAGGAGGUGUACCGGCUGGCCCUGCAGACCCGGGAGCAACACAUCCGCCGGGACAAGGCCACCUCCAACAUCUGCACCGCUCAGGCGCUGCUGGCCAACAUGGCCGCCAUGUUCGCGGUGUACCACGGCCCGCAGGGCCUCAAGCACAUCGCCGAGAGGACCCACGGGGCCACCCUGAUCCUGGCUGAAGGUCUGAGGCGGGCCGGCCACCGGCUGCACAGCGAGCUGUUCUUCGACACGCUGAAGGUGGACUGCAGCCUGGCGGCCAAGGACAUCCUGGAGCGGGCCAAUCAGAGGCAGAUCAACCUGCGGGCCUUCUCCGAGGGAGUGCUGGGCGUGUCCCUGGACGAGACGGUGACGGAGAGAGACCUCGACGACCUGCUGUGGGUCUUCGGCUGUGAGUCAUCAGCUGAGCUGAUUGCAGAGAAGAUGAGCGAGCGAGAGAAGGGGCUGAUGGGAAGUCCGUUCAAGAGAACGAGCAAAUAUCUGAGCCAUGCAGUCUUCAACAGCUACCACUCGGAGACCAACAUCGUGCGCUACAUGAAGCGUCUGGAGAACAAGGACAUCUCGCUGGUCCACAGCAUGAUACCUCUGGGCUCCUGCACCAUGAAGCUCAACAGCUCCUCUGAGCUGAUGCCCGUCACCUGGAGGGAGUUCUCCAACCUGCACCCCUUCGUGCCCCUGGACCAGGCCCAGGGCUACCAGCAGCUCUUCAGCCAGCUGGAGAGGGACCUGUGUGAGAUCACCGGCUACGACAAGAUCUCCUUCCAGCCCAACAGCGGUGCUCAGGGAGAGUACGCCGGACUGGCCGCCAUCAAAGCCUACCUGAACUCCCUGGGCCAGACCCAGCGCACGGUCUGUCUGAUCCCCAAGUCGGCCCACGGCACCAACCCAGCCAGCGCCCAGAUGGCUGGCAUGAAGGUCCAGGUGGUGGAGGUGGACAAGGACGGCAACAUCGACAUCGUCCACCUCAAAGCCCUGGUGGACAAACACAAGGCCAGCCUGGCGGCCAUGAUGAUCACCUACCCCUCCACCUUCGGGGUGUUUGAGGAGAACAUCAGCGACGUGUGUGACCUCAUCCACCAGCAUGGCGGGCAGGUGUACCUGGACGGCGCCAACAUGAACGCCCAGGUGGGUCUGUGUCGCCCCGGGGACUACGGAUCGGACGUGUCCCACCUCAACCUCCACAAGACCUUCUGUAUCCCCCAUGGAGGGGGCGGUCCAGGCAUGGGCCCCAUCGGAGUGAAGUCCCACCUGGCGCCCUUCCUGCCCACCCACCCGGUGGUGCCCAUGCAUACUGGGAGCACCAGCAGCUCACUGGGAACCAUCAGCGCCGCGCCCUGGGGCUCCAGCGCCAUCCUGCCCAUCUCCUGGGCCUACAUCAAGAUGAUGGGGUCCAAGGGACUGGCCCAUGCCACUGAGGUGGCCAUCCUCAACGCCAACUACAUGGUCAAGCGCCUGGAAGGCCCCUACAAGAUCCUCUUCAAGGGCCGGAAAGGGUUCGUGGCCCAUGAGUUCAUCCUGGAUGUCCGGUCAUUCAAGAAAACGGCAAACAUCGAGGCGGUGGACGUGGCCAAGAGACUGCAGGAUUACGGGUUCCACGCCCCCACCAUGUCCUGGCCCGUGGCCGGGACCCUGAUGAUCGAACCCACAGAGUCGGAGGACAAGGCGGAGAUGGACCGCUUCUGUGACGCGCUGCUCGGCAUCCGGCAGGAGAUCGCCGACAUCGAGGAGGGCCGCAUGGACGCCCGGGUCAACCCCCUCAAGAUGUCGCCUCACUCCCUGGCCACCAUCUCGUCUUCCAGCUGGGACCGACCGUACUCCAGGGAGCAGGCAGCCUUCCCCCUGCCCUUUAUUCGCCCGGAGACCAAGUUCUGGCCGAGCAUCUCCCGCAUCGACGACAUCUACGGCGACCAGCACCUGGUGUGCACCUGCCCCCCCAUGGAGGCCUACGAGUCCCCGUACGAGGAGAAGAGGGCCUCCUCAUAGACUCUGAGACCCCCCCACUGGGGGGGAGGGGCCCGGCGCCGGCCAGAGGUCCCCCCCCCCCCCCCCUCCGAGAGGAGAACACACCGCCACAUUUCCAAAUCACUGCACAACCGAAAGAUGUGAAGGAGCUGCAUGUUUGAGAUGGCCCCGCCCGUCUGAUCAACCCCCCCCCCCCCCCCCCCCCCCCCCCCCCACCCGUCUGGCCCCCAGUGGGGUCCUCAGUGUUGUAUAAAGUAGCUCCCUGACCUUGAUGUACCAGAUUGAUUUACCUUAGCGGCCAGUAGGGUUUUAAAAUGUAUUUGCUAGUGUAUGAAGAUGAUGUCUAAAGGAGUAUGUUUGUAUAUUAAAUAAGAUUUGUCUUGAUGCUGAAAUAAUUUUUUUAUCAAAUAGUUUUCUAAUCUCAAUUGUUUUCCGUGUGUUAGAGGAAAACUGCUGCAUUAAACUCUGAAACUC
This is a messenger RNA of Gadus macrocephalus (Pacific cod), 3741 nucleotides long. It is a transcript of the gene gldc, whose product is annotated as glycine dehydrogenase (decarboxylating). Bases 151 to 3288 code for a protein of 1045 amino acids. Gene Ontology annotation, molecular function: glycine binding; lyase activity; glycine dehydrogenase (decarboxylating) activity. The transcript is spliced from 25 exons. Gene Ontology annotation, biological process: glycine decarboxylation via glycine cleavage system. Gene Ontology annotation, cellular component: mitochondrion; glycine cleavage complex. NCBI's taxonomy places the organism in Eukaryota, Metazoa, Chordata, Actinopteri, Gadiformes, Gadidae. The record is from RefSeq and is a predicted model, not a curated record.